AUGCAAACCAAAGAAGCAAACAAGUCAUUCGUUGUAGAUUCAAAAUACAAAAACCGUGGAAGAAAAAGAGUGGUGGUACCACCAAACAUACUUGAGUCUAAACCAAUGGGCAACCAUACGUGUAUUAGAGAUGUGCCAAGUUUUUUAGACGUAGCACCAUCAACGGUUUGGAGGUUGAUAAAAAGAGGAGAAAUAAAGGCACAUUCAAAUCCAUUACACCCGGCUUUGACCGACGCCAACAAAAUAAGAAGGGUGGAGUGGAUAUUGAGCCUUAUCCAAGAGGACACCAUUCAAAGACAUCCAAUAUACAAGGUCAUAUACGAUUUCAUUCACAUCGACGAGAAGUGGUUCCAUCUAACCAAAAAAACCCAAAGAGUUUAUCUUUCACACAAAGAAAAGAUCCCGUAUAGGGCAGCAAAAUCAUCAAAAUUCAUACCUAAGGCCAUGUUCUUAGGGGUAGUUGCAAGGCCUAGAUGGAAUCGAUAUGGGCAAUGUAUAUUUUAUGGGAAAAUAGGUAUAUUCCCUUUCAUUAAUAGGGUGGCAGCACAUAGGGACUCAAAAAAUCGACCAAGGGGGGCUAUAGAAAUAAAACCAAUCGAGUCAAUUACUCAAGAUGUGUAUAGGAAUAUGCUUAUACAACAACUCAUUCCAGCCAUACUAAGAAAGUGGCCAAGUGGAUGUCCUUUACUUAUUUUUAUUCAACAAGAUAAUGCAAGAGUUCAUAUCACAAACGAUGAUCCGAUUUGGCAACAACACAAUAGGCAAGGUGGAUUAACAUUCAUUUUUACACAACAAACUCCAAAUAGUCUGGAUUGUAACAUUCUUGAUUUGGGUUUCUUUAGAAGCAUACAAUCAUUAAUGCAUAAAAAGAUGCCCAAAAACAUGACAGAGUUGAUAACAACAGUCGAAGAUGCAUUCGGAGAGUUACAUCCAAAGACUUUCACAAAUGUAUGGAUCUCAUUACAACACCAUUUAAAUGAGAUUCUAAAGGUUAAAGGAUGUAAUGACUACAUACAACCACACUUUGGAAAGAAGGUACAAGAGGACAACGGGAGGUUAAGGAUUCAAGUAAGAAUACCAGCACAAUUGGUUAGAGAAGCUGUUGCUUUUCUUAACCCAAACAGAGAUCCUCAAGCAACACAAGCAGUAACAGAGAAUGAGGAUGUUGCACAAACUCCACAAAUAAUUCAUGAAGCAUAUGAAGAAGCAAUUGAAGAAAUUCAAGGAUGA
Molecule: messenger RNA, 1230 nt
Organism: Amaranthus tricolor (Joseph's coat)
Lineage: Eukaryota; Viridiplantae; Streptophyta; Magnoliopsida; Caryophyllales; Amaranthaceae
Exons: 1
Coding region: 1-1230 (409 amino acids)
Molecular function (GO): nucleic acid binding
Source: RefSeq, a predicted model, not a curated record